ACGAUAUGUGUUGUUAACGAUAAGUUGCCUAUGUGUAAAACUUUUAGUAGAAAAUUCGCGACACGAAAUGUUACAGGAGGUAACAGCAAGACCAAAUGAAACAUGACUUCUCCCGGAGUCGCUGGAUUUAUUGACUUGUCUGAGGUUGAGCAGGCACUGGAACUACGUGGUUACCUAAAACAGAUUGGCGCAGAGAUAUCAGAAGAAAAUUCAGAACUUGGUUUCGCUCAUGACCUGACCAAAAUCGUUGAAGCAUCUGACGUCCUAUGGAAACAAGCAUCAGAAGCAGCUCUACCGGCUGCUGUACGAGGCGCUGCUGGAGAACAAGCACAGCGAGGAGGCGACGCGAGUCAUGAUCGAGAUGCUCUCCACCUACACCGAGGACAACGCGUCGCAGGCGCGCAGCGAGGCUCACCGCUGCAUCGUGUCCUGCAUCGCCGACCCAAACGUGCUCAUCAUGGACAAUCUGCUUGCACUGAAACCUGUCAAAUUCCUCGAGGGAGAACUCAUCCACGACUUACUUACGAUAUUUGUGUCUGGGAAGCUGCCGCAGUACCAGUCUUUCUACCAGCAGAAUACGGACUUUGUGAAUUCAUUAGGUCUCCAGAAUGAGGAUAACUUACACAAGAUGCGUCUACUGACCUUCAUCUCGAUGGCCGAAAACAAGAAAGACAUCCACUUCGACACGAUUCAGCAGGAAAUGAAGAUUUCGUCCGACGAAGUAGAAUCAUUCAUAAUUGAUGUCGUGCGAACGAAGAAGGUACUGUGCAAGAUGGACCAGCUGCAGCGUAAGGUCGUCAUCAGCUACUGUGUGCAGCGCACCUACAGCAAGCACCACUGGGUGCAGCUGAAAGAGCGGCUGGAGAACUGGCGCGGCAACAUCACCAGCUCGCAGGACAGUCUCCGUUCGGUCAUCACCAUGGCGACGACGAUGCCUGCCGGCCCGCCUCGCGCGUAGCGAGUAUGUGUGCGCGCGGUGAUGCUGGGGCAGGGCAGGGACUGGGGGGUUGACGAGUGUAGGGACGGGGGAGAUGUAAAGCUAUUCGGUAAUCUUUGGUAUGAAGUCACUUUUAGAAGGAAAGAAUCCGAUUCCGUGUUUGAUUUGUCUUCGUGUUGCAGAACUGUGGGAUCUCUCUCGUUAGCGCCAAUGUUAUUGCGUGACCUAUGCACUGAGGUUUGAUGGAAUGGUGAACAUUAAUGUAUACAUGGAUGGAUGGUUAAGCACAAACCAAUGUAAUAGUUCUGUGAAUGGACAGUGGGUGAAACUUGGUUCAGACUGCUGAUCAUGUCCUUGGUACAAUUUCCUUUUCAAUUGCUUUUCCUCAAAGUCGUAAAGGAAUCUCUAAGAAUUACAAAGUGAGAUAUGUUAACUUGACAAUUAUUGCCAUUAUAUCAGUCCGACAUAGUUCUUUAACAGGAAUCGUGCACGUAUAAUCUGGUUAGCAAGUCAUGGUCACAUGGAUGAGGAUGUAAAAUUAAAUAAAUUUGUUCUGGGUCUCCUUACAAUUUAUAGCAA
Priapulus caudatus is the source of this 1516-nucleotide messenger RNA. Its product is annotated as eukaryotic translation initiation factor 3 subunit M-like. Gene Ontology annotation, molecular function: translation initiation factor activity. Gene Ontology annotation, biological process: cytoplasmic translational initiation. Gene Ontology annotation, cellular component: eukaryotic translation initiation factor 3 complex; cytoplasm. NCBI's taxonomy places the organism in Eukaryota, Metazoa, Priapulida, Priapulimorpha, Priapulimorphida, Priapulidae. The record is from RefSeq and is a predicted model, not a curated record.